UUUUUUUUUUAUAAGGCAUACAAGCUUGCCCCAACGGUAAGGACAGAGCAGCAGGUGAUCUGAAAUUCUCACACAUAGGGAAUCAAAUACAACCAUACAAAAUCCCACUGAAGGACAGACAUUUUGGAAGAAACUACAAAGAGAGGGGGCAACUCACAUUAAACUCAGUUAUGUCAUGAAGUGAUAAGACUAUAUUUGUUCCUCUACAGAGCCCAGUUCUCCAUUUAACCUAACCGAAUUUGGUUUAACAUCAUAGACAAUUGUAGAACCCAGCUAGAGGCUCCCUGCUAUCCCAGUCUCACUAUGGGAAAGGGCUGAGCUGCCGGAGGGCGCGCCCUAUCCAAUAAGUACAAGCCCCCCCCCCCCGUAUGGCACUUACACCCGCCCGCCCGCGCCUGUGCUUAGCUCCCACAUAUUAUGGCGCGUAGGCACCACAGGUCCAAAUACCCUCAGCCAGACUCUGACCUGCAAAGCAAAAUGAAUCCUGAGAAAGAAACCUAAUCCGACCAACAAGAGUCGUUACAGGCGGAACGCUGUGGGUGUGUUUUCUCCGAGCUGCAAUAAAUUGCACAAGCAAAUACCCUAGCGUUAUACACGAACGCGCUGUGACUUUCCCAGCAGCCGCUGAGUUGGGAAUGGUGGGAGCCGGACCCUUCCUCAAGUUUGUAGUCUCUGCGCCUCAACAGCCUUUGCAGCACCUGCACCUUUUAAAAGCCCGUGGGGGUGUGAUUAUUUCGGGCCACGCCCACUAGCAAAUCACAACCGCGGUAUCUGCAUUUACCUGAGGCCAAACCUGAGCGUCCUGUCCACGCCCUGUCCCAUCCGAUUGGCGAGUGGGCGUGUUCUCCCUGCGGGCGGUGAUGUCAGAGCGACUCCUGCAGUGUAAAUGAAUCAAACUGUGCAGCACUCCAGCUGGGAAGCGCUGCAGCAUCUCCGGCACCAGGACCCCCUUGCCUACACAGGGACAGCAGCCCAGAGCUCCGCUAGGGUGCCCACCUGUUAUUGCUGCCAUCCAUGCCUGGCCUGGGGCCCCGUACCCCCAUUGCGCCGAUGAUCAGCACCCCCCUGUCUCCUGCCUUUAUUAUUUUAGACGAUCAGACCUAUUAAGGCAGCGUCGCCUCGGUAAAAUGAUGCAAAGCUCAGCACUCGCCACAGACGGUCCUGUCAAGGGGCUCCCAGAAAUGCUCGGGCUGCCAAUGCAACAGAUACCACGCUGCUCUGGAUGUAACGAGCACAUUCUGGACAAAUUUAUCCUGAAGGUUCUAGACCGUCACUGGCACAGCGCCUGCUUAAAAUGCUGUGAGUGUCAGGUACCUCUGGCUGAGCGCUGCUUCUACCGUGCUGGAAAUGUAUACUGCAAAGAAGACUUCUUCAAGUGUUUUGGCACCAAGUGCACGGCUUGCCAACAGGGUAUCCCCCCAACUCAGGUGGUUCGCAAAGCGCAAGACUUUGUAUAUCAUCUGCACUGCUUCUCCUGUAUCAUCUGCAGUAGGCAACUGGCAACAGGAGAUGAGUUCUACCUCAUGGAGGAUGGCCGGCUAGUAUGUAAAGAGGACUACGAGACUGCCAAACUGAAUGACGACUCCGAAGGAGGAGCCAAAAGACCUCGUACAACAAUAACAGCCAAGCAGCUGGAGACAUUAAAAAAUGCCUACAAGAAUUCUCCAAAACCGGCGAGGCAUGUGAGGGAACAGCUUUCUUCGGAGACAGGACUAGACAUGCGCGUAGUACAGGUUUGGUUUCAGAACCGACGAGCUAAGGAGAAACGCCUUAAGAAGGACGCAGGCCGGCAGCGUUGGGGUCAGUUCUAUAAAAGUGUGAGGAAAUCAAGGCUGGGGAAGUCAGGAAAAGAAAGCUCUACGGAGGACUGUGGUGUGAGUGACAGUGAACUGAGCUACAGAGAUGAGCAGAUAUUGUCUGAACUUGGAUCAAGUGGUGGUAUUUACAGUUCUGGUGGAGAUCUUGUGCCUUUGGUGAAUGGAGGCUUCACAAUGGAUGGAACAGGACAAUCUUACCAGGACCUUCACGACAGUAGUCCUUAUGAGAUGCCACAGUCUCCCUCUUCUAUCUCCUCCCUCCCAUCCCAUGGGCUGCCAUACAACAUGGACAAUGCUGCUGGGCUUUUGAACCACCCUCCUCUCCGUGUACUACCAGCAGCUCCAACCUCCGAUAUCUCUACAGAGAGCAGCAUGGGUUACCCCGACUUUCCCACCAGUCCAGGCUCCUGGCUGGAUGAGAUGGACCAUCCCCCAUUUUAAAGAAAAUGGGGGUUCCACCUUCUAGACGAUCACUGAGUUUGCCAAACUCUGCAGACACCACUCUCAGCCUUUUGAAAUCUCUUAAAUGAAUCGUAUGCUCCCCUGAACAGCACAGACCCACAAAACAUCUAGAAUAUGCAUCUAACCAAUGGUAUUAGAACUGGAAGUCAUGAGGCAGUCAGAGGAGCCCAAUGAGUAGAAACACAAGGUACUGAUACAUGUUUGCACUUUUGUUGGUGAUGGAUCUCCCUGCUUAAUCCUGGGAGUUCAAUGAAUGUGAACACACUCAAUUCUUAAGAUAUUAUGUUAAAUGUCAUUAACAUUGUGUCUUCCAGUGUGAGCACACAAUAUGGACACUCCCUGCAAUACCAUCUGCCUCAAUGGGCUCUCGUUGUGGUGUAGACAGGAGCCUUGUUCAUGCAAAUGACAAUCUAUUCUCAGAGCAUUUGUUCUCCCACAGGCUAGAAUUGUAUCUUUCUGGAUAAACCGAAUAGUGAUUGGAACAUAUUUUGAAUUCUUCCAAAACUGAAGACCACCUUCAUAAUAUUCACAAGCUUCUACUGGGCCCUGCAGAAUGUCAGUUCAUUGAGUGUCUCAGGGUUACAGGAGACACUAGGAAUUCUAGGUCUUGGAUCCUUAGGAGAACGAGCUAGGGGAUAAAGUUGGCCUUGGUAGGAAGUUUAUUAAUACAGGGUGUAGCACAUUUUGUUAAAGUAGAGUAUGUAUAGAAAGCAUCUCCUGAAGCCUCUCUGUGCUAGAGGCAUUUCCAGUGCAUUCCUCUGCUCCAAUUAAAGACAGUUGUUAAAUGAAUCGUGGAAGACCUGUACACUUUUUAACUGAGGAAAAUAUUUUUUUCCACUAUAUUUUUGCAUAGCACGAUUCAUAUAUGUUUGGUGUUGUUAUUGCUGCACAGAAUUACUCCCUGUUACAGCUUUUGUUACUUGACAACGCACAGUCUCUGUUCUUUCAGACAUGACAGCAUUCUUCCUGAGUACAACUCGCACACAAUUGCAAUCGAUCCAAUAAGAAGAUGACAUAUCCAGUCCUAAAAUGUCAGAAUAUAUAACAUCCAAUUAUUUGUCCUGUCCAUAACUUGUUGUCAUGGGAAAGUCAUGACCAAGCCUUAGUGUGUGUGUACACAUCCUGUUCUACUGCAGUCUCAUUCAAACCGUCCCAUUCCUGACACAGCACAAUCUCUCCAAUCUGCACAAAACACACAUUACCUUCAAGUAAUGCAGUUUAUCAUGUGCACAGUGCUGCUCCCUGCGAGACACCACCUCGGACACUGAAAUGGAGCAAACUGAAAAAGUUGUGCACUUAAUAUAUUAAAGGGGAAUAUUUCUUAUUUAUAAGAAGGGCUUAUCUAUUUUCUUAGACACUGAUGUAUUAGAGGCUAGGCCUAUGUCACACUGAGGAGAGUAGGAGCUUCUAUUGUAGCUGGCUAUAAAUAGGCUUCAUUGCUUCCCAUGGGGCACAACAGAAAUAGUAGUAGCAGCUGCUAAUCUCCCUUCUUGGCACAGGUCUUGCAUUAUUGGAUAUAGUAACAUUCCUUCUUUAAGUAUCUGUGUUUAUACUUAUGACUGAGAGUUGACAUAAUGCUUGUCUUGACAGACGCUAUAGCAACAGAAUUUCUAUUGGUUCUAUAUAGAGUGUAACAUUGCUAUACCUGUCUGUGGAAAAUGCUGCAGCUGAGCCAUCAAAUAAGGCACUUGCCACUUAUGCAGGCAAAUUAAUAUUCUAUGCACAUGAUAAAAGCAUUGUCUAUUGAAGGGAGAAUAAAUGAAAAAAACCCUACUUAUAAAUAUAUAUUUUUCCUUUAAAUUCUGAAACAUCUUGCAAUAUUACAGCCUUUUCCCCUGCACCAGCUUUCAGUAAUGGUUAAACCUAUGUAACUCUGCCUCAGUGGAGCAGCAAGCCCUUUCUUGCCACACAUGCACUAAGGCACAUUCAGUCGCUAUUUGCCUUUCACUAUGUCGUCAUGCCAAGACCCUAAUGAGUUUGCACAAAACAGCGCCUGUCCUAUCCUCAUGUAUAUAUUGUACAGUCCUUGAAGUGAAAGUCUUGUGAUAUCCUGUAUUUAUUGCCAUAAAUGAAAGCCCAGUGUGUUUCACUAGCAUCACACAUAUUAUUUAUGUAAAUAAAUCUGAGCCUUCUUACA
Molecule: messenger RNA, 4416 nt
Organism: Xenopus tropicalis (tropical clawed frog)
Lineage: Eukaryota; Metazoa; Chordata; Amphibia; Anura; Pipidae
Gene: lhx4
Product: LIM homeobox 4
Exons: 6
Coding region: 1128-2258 (376 amino acids)
Biological process (GO): regulation of DNA-templated transcription
Cellular component (GO): nucleus
Molecular function (GO): DNA-binding transcription factor activity, RNA polymerase II-specific; DNA binding; zinc ion binding
Source: RefSeq, a predicted model, not a curated record